GUAGGUCUGGAGGAGGAGGGGUAAAAUAAGUCAUACUGAAACCGAAAGCUUAAACUCGUCUUCUAUUCGCGUUGGUGCCUCAGCCUCUUCACACACUCUCUCCGCUCACCCUGAAGAGCUUGUUACUGAACAUGGCUUCACAUAGUCUCCUGUUCCUUGCUGUGGUGUUUUCAUUCAUAUGUUCUGGAGCACUGGAAGAAAAGCUGAUCAGAGUGGAAUGCCAGCCUGCAGUUGGAGUUGUUGGACAGACCAUGAAGAUCCACUGCUCUUUCAUAUCUUCUUUUAAAGAAAUUAAUAUUGAUUUAGUGUAUAUAUUCAAGAGUGAUCCAGAAAAUCCAGUGUUUUCACUAAAAAACAUCAUUAAAACUGGAGAUCUUCGAUUUAACCUUCCAUCAGAAAACAAUCCGUCUCUAGAGCUCGCCAGCGCUGCUGUCGCUGAUGAAGGGAAUUACAGAUACAUGAUUGUAACCAAUCGUGGUGUUAUUGAAGACGGAUCAUUCAGGAUCGGCGUCACAUCCAAAUAUAGCCAACCAACCACCAACUCCAUGCCAGAUGUGAUUCAGGAUGGUGGCAACGCUGAUCUUUAUUGCAAUGCUAGCGGUUGUUAUCCAGCAGGAUCCAUUCAGUGGUUUGACAGCACCAACACUGACUGGACGAAGAGUGCCACACUGGAGAUCACAGAGGGUGAAGACAAACUGGUGCAACUGUCCAGCAAACUGACCUUCAGCAAGAUCGACUCGAGCUGGGCGCCCUUCAGGUGUGUUGUUCUCAACAACAAAUUCGUCAAAGAAGGAGAGAUUGAAUUUCAACCCAAAAUAAAAGAGGGCAAACCAAAUGAAAUCAAGUUUGACUUUGAAAAACUGACGAGUACAAACGUUGUUGCUCCUGUGGUCGUCAUUGGCUCUCUGCUCGUUGGGCUCCUGCUUUUAAUCGUGCUACGUGGACAAUGCAAUCGUCAGAGCAGAAGACCUUCUACUAUUCCCUUUCUGAGUCAUUCUUCUGAUCUAACAUAUGCUGCCCCUGAGGAACCUGAUGUGGAAAAAGCCUUGUGUUCAGUGAAGCCGAAAGGAGAAGCUACUCAAUUGAAAACACAAAGACCAGAAGACUGAAGAAGUUCAUCAGAUUCAGCAGUUUCUGAGCUGAAGAAACGCUUCUACUUUGUGCCAUUGAGCUUCUCUUUUCUAACUGUCACUUCCUCACUCCUUCUUCACCAAGGAUAUAUCCUUCAUUCACAUAUGUGUGGUGGGAUGUGACUCAUGAAUUGGUGGUCUGAAGUUUUUGGCCAUUUAAGCUCAUUUAAUCAAAGCAAAAGUAAAACUAAUACAGGCAAAAAUGUGGAAAGCCCCAGUGAGUGCUGUGCAGUGUUAAAUGUAGUGAAAAUCACAGGCACUGAACAGUAAAUAGUGAAAAACUGCGUCCCCUCUAUAAUGAAAGUGAAUUCACAUUAUGAAGGAAAAUUUCUCCGAUUUAUUACUAUUAUCUGCAUAAUUAAGCAUUUAACAAAAGUGCCCAUGGUGAUGUAUAUGUCACAGACCCUUUAAAAUAUAUGUAAAGUUUCUUACAGCUCUGUCUCAGUCAGUUUAACUCACUAAGUUCCUAGGUGACAUCUGCUGAACAUCCUGAGAGCAUCACUACAGGACAGUGUGUGAAUCUCUGAUUGUUCAUCUGACCUUAUGUAUGGAAUGUAGGGGUGCUGGGUGUUUUUGUUUCUACAGUUUUUCUACAGGAAAAAAAUAAGAGACCACUCCAGUUUCUGAAUCAGUUUCUCUAAAUUUGCUAUUUAUAGGUAUAUGUUUCAGUAAAAUGAACAUUGUUGUUUUAUCCUAACUAAGGACAACAUUUCUACCAAAUUCCAAAUAAAAAUAUCGUCAUUUAAAGCAUUUAUUACAGAAAAUGAGAAAUGUUUGAAAUAACAAAAAAGAUGCUAAGCUUUCAGACCUCAAAUAAUUCAAAGAGAGUUUAAAAAUCAAUAUUUGGUGGAAUAACCCUGGAUUUUAAUCACAGUUUACACGCAUGUUGGCAUGUUCUCCUUCACCAGUCUUACACGCUGCUUUUGGAUAACUUUAUGCCACUCCUGGUGCAAUUCAGCUUGAUUUGAUGACUUCAUUGAUAAUCAUCAUUCAUCUUCCUCUUGAUUUUAUUCCAGAGGUUUUCAAUUUGGUAAAAUAAAAGAAACUCUUCAUUUUUAAGUGGUCUUUGUACAGCAGGUGCCCAUCAUAAAAAAAAGUGAGCUACACUCUAAAUUUAUCUAAUUGUGAAUUCUGAAUAUUUCUCAAUAUUUAGAAAUGGGUCCGGGCUUUUAUAGGUUAAGAUAUGAACAGAUGAUAAUGAUUCACAGUGGAUUUGGUGUGAAACAUACUCAGUCAGGAUUGUUCACAGAGGUGAUUAAUGGAUCCCUGAAAUUAAGUAAAAUCUCUCUUCCACAAAGUUAUUAUACCACUUGAUUAGCUUACCACUCAAAGUUUAGAGAGGAUUUGGUAUUUAAAGACAUUUACAUAUAAUUAAAUAAUAGGGAUACAGGCAGGAGUCCCCAAAUAAAACGUUUUUUUUGUUGUUGUUUUUUUUUUUAGAAUUACUGCUGUUUACUCUUAUGAAUAACUUCAACAAAUCAUAUACACAUGUAGGUUCACUGGAGGGUAUGGAUAGCAAAUAAUUUUGCUAGAUUUGUGCUGUGUUUUUAUCAAUGUAAAGAAAUUUGAUGUAAGUGAAUUUUUUUCUAUUUUGAUUUCACACCAAACCCAACUCUUAAUGUAUUUAUUGCCAACACAUAUUUCUUUAAAAAUGUUGAAUUCACCUUUAAAUAAGACAGGACGCUAAAUGUUUAACUCAUGGGGUCAAAGAACUACAAACAGAAUACUAUUAUGAUUAUGGUCUUCUACCUAUCUAUCCACCACAUGCCAACCUGUACAUUUUGUUGUGGCUGUUCAUGUUUUAAUGAGUAGUUUGUGUACAAGUAGUGUUUUGUGAUUAUGACUGUUACUUUACAUACAUAUGUAAAUCAUUUUUCAGUUAUGUUAAUGUCAGAUUGUGUCGAUUACUGAACUGUAACUAAUGAUGCACUGUAGGUGUGACUGGCUGUUUGUGCAUAAUCUUUAAAACCUAGAAAACUAUUUGGUGCCAGUACUAACUUUACAAUUUAAGAUUUAAUACUGAACAUUGGAAACACUGAACAUAGGAAAAGAGGCAAUCUAUACAGUGGAAGACGGGUGAUGGCAAUCUCAAAAGUCAGAUGAGCUGGAACGCAGAAGUGUCACGUAAUCAAGCACGUCCGGAAGCUUGGGUGCAGGUGGAUUCUAGGAAAUGGGAAUCUUUAGUUUGUGAACAAGAGUCCAUGACAGGCAGACAGACAACAUCAGGACUGACAGAUAGACUGGCAGAACAGUAGAUUUACUUAUUUAAACAAAGUGGUGAGAUUAGGCAUGUUUGUGUCUGAAGUUUGCUUCUUUCCAUUUACAAUGCUAAACAAGUAAAGCUUUUACACUACUGACAUGCCAAUAAAUGUAUAUGUUAGCAUAAAUAGCAUGACACUGACCGCACACUAACGUUAGCUAACUUCCUACCAAUUAAAACAUUGGAAGCCAGUAUUAUCAAUAGAUAUGUCUGUGAUUAAUAUCUUUAUAAAAUUUUAUGUUAGCGGCAGGCCGUCUAAGAGAAUGGAACAAUUUUACACUGCGUAAUGAUUAUUGACAAUCAGAUCUUUUUUCUAUACUCUUUAUCUUAAAAUCUAUUAGUAAACAAUCAAUACAGACUUUAGAUACAACAGCUGUCAUGACAUGGUCAUGGACAGAAAAGUAAAGCUAGCUAGGACUAACCCUAGGACUAACUAGAACUAACUUAGCAAUUAGCAUGCUAGAAAGUAGGGCUGUAAGAAAAAAAAAAUUAACAUUAUCGUGAUAGGAGUUUACACAAUAAACACAUUAGCUACACACACAUACUACAUUAGCUUUGUAGCUCCAGAACUUCAGAACAGAAAAAAACUAAUUUCAGACACCAAACGUGCCUCAUUUUUAUUUUCUUAAAGAUUUAGAUUAAAAGCAGGUUCUUGUUAAAGAAAGACACAUGGGCUAGUACCCCCUAUCAUUAGUAAUGCUUUAGACUUUAGUGCAGGUCUUGCUGUAUUAAGCUGUAACCUGUGUUUUGUGUAAUAUUAAGACUUCCACAUUAGGUUAAAGGAACAGGAAAAAUCUGACAGAUUAAUACAAAGCAUUUAUAGCAAGUUCACACAAAGUUUUCACAAAGUAAAGUAAACUGUUUCUGCCUUGUGGCAUCUUUUUUACUGUACAAAUUGACUGUAUAGCAACUUUCAUAACACUGUGAUUAAUAUAAAUACUGUAAAUAACAAAUACACUUUGUUGUAAUAGUACUUUUUGGCAGUUCAUCUUAGCUUAACAUUGGAACAUCUGUUAAUUUCCCUUUUAAUUGGACCCACAUUUGUAAGGAAGAUCUAUUGGUGGGAUGAGCAGCAGAGCUCAGUAUGUGGGUUGCACCCAUGAAAAAAAUACCAAAUUUUCCCUGCAAGUCUUAAACAGUUUAUUCUGCUAUUGACUCCUUCAGGGUUUGACGAUCUUCUUUGAACACCCACUUCAUAUCCUGUCUCUGAAAUCCCCUGUUUUAUAGAACUUGGCCUUCAGUGUAAAGAUACUGGUACUAGGGCUCACUCCAAAUAAUGCCUGUUACGUUCCCAAUUAAAAGUUGUUAUGGUCUUGGGAAAAUUAGGAAGUAAACAAAAAUAAAAAUUGUUGGAAAAAAGGGACUGGAAGCAGAGAUUCAGAUGAAACAUUUAACCAGGGAUUUUACUGGUUGGUUUACAAAAAAAUACAAAAGUGUACAAUUAAGAACUAAACUAAAUGCCUAAGGUGGACUGUGGACGGUGCGAACGAAAAGAAAAUAAUAAAAGUGUGCUAAACUACGUAACCCAAAAACUAAACUAAACCAAAAAUACAGCAGUGGCACCCGCCCCUUACCUGGUGUGUUUAGACUGUGAUGAAUAAUGUGAAGGGCCCAACUUAUCUGUCCACCAAAGUGCAACAGAGUGGAGUGGUGAGGGGUGAAAGACAGAAAAAAAACACUUUCUACGUGCAGAUGCGCGUUACAAUGCCACAACUCGAUUUUGUAAAACACCAGCUUGAAGUUGCCCUGUUGCACAGGCCCUAACCAGAUCAGUCAAACGUAGCAUGUUGAUUCUUGGAGCAGACACCCACUGACUACUGUAGCAGAGCUCACGUUCACAGAUGCUCCUAAUCAGGUGCCAAUCAGGGGGACAAUACGCUCAAAACAAGUGUCAGUAGAAAAGGCAGAAUAAGCUGUUGGGCACUGGCAGAGAGGAUUUGGCUUAUUUUUUAUGGGUGACAAACACAUACUCAGCUCUACUGCUAAUCCCAAAAAUGUGAAUUCCAAAAAAAAUCACAUGCAAGUUAUUUCACAGUGUCAGGUCUUUAGUCUGUCUGCUCCUCAUGUCUGUGUUAUUCUCAUGUCUGUUAUUCUCACGUGACCCGGCUUCUCUGUGUUUCUCCCCUGGUGUUUUUCCACUCACCUGUGUCCAUUUGUAGCUCCGCCCCUCAUUAGUCAGUCCCCAGGUGUUACCUGUUCUCUUUCCCGCAUUGUGUGUGUAGUUAAGCGUCUCUGUCAUUAGUGUUUUGGUCGGAUCUUCUGUAACGCUGUGCGUUUAUACGUCUGUCACGGCUGUGUUAAAUCCCGUCUGUUAGUUAGUCUCCUGUUUCUGAGUUUCUGUUUGGUUUAUGUUUUGUUUUCUGUUGUAUAAUAAAUGAUUCUUGCAUUAGC
Molecule: messenger RNA, 5781 nt
Organism: Astyanax mexicanus (Mexican tetra)
Lineage: Eukaryota; Metazoa; Chordata; Actinopteri; Characiformes; Acestrorhamphidae
Exons: 8
Coding region: 132-1109 (325 amino acids)
Biological process (GO): angiogenesis; cell adhesion
Molecular function (GO): protein homodimerization activity; protein heterodimerization activity
Source: RefSeq, a predicted model, not a curated record